This is a messenger RNA of Tuber melanosporum (Perigord truffle), 409 nucleotides long. RefSeq lists its product as uncharacterized. The record is from RefSeq and is a predicted model, not a curated record. NCBI's taxonomy places the organism in Eukaryota, Fungi, Ascomycota, Pezizomycetes, Pezizales, Tuberaceae. Bases 1 to 213 code for a protein of 70 amino acids. The transcript has a single exon.
AUGACGUAUGUCCACCCACGAAAAGCCGCCUUAGGCGAUUCUCGCUUGGACCGACCUUCCGUACCGACCGAAAACCCGGGAACCGACUUCACUCCCCCCCCCCGCCCCACCGAAUGUCAUCGGGGGUGCCGUACUCGAGUAAAUCCAGCCCUCUUCUUUCGGUGGUGCUGUUUCCGAACACCACACCAAAAUUCAUCUUGUGAAAACAAAUAACUCACGUGACUUCGUUACGAGAUUGCAAUUCCCAAUACGGUACGAGUAUUGCAGGCUGUUGCGCUUAAUUUACCCGAGAGUGAUGAGGUUGAGGGAGGGAGGGAUACUGUAUCGUAAGAUAUUUGGGCUACCAGCAUCUGUAGCUUGAGUAGACUACUCGUAGGUACUUUACUGUGGCGUUAUGAGAGUUAUUGAU